Molecule: messenger RNA, 1195 nt
Organism: Camarhynchus parvulus
Lineage: Eukaryota; Metazoa; Chordata; Aves; Passeriformes; Thraupidae
Gene: CHLSN
Product: chromosome 14 C7orf50 homolog
Exons: 4
Coding region: 1-471 (156 amino acids)
Source: RefSeq, a predicted model, not a curated record
AUGGAAGCUACAAAAGAAGAGGAAGAGCUUAUUGCAGAGGAAGAGGAAGAACUUACUCCAGAGGAAAAGAGGAAACUGGAAAGAAAAUUAAAAAAAGAGCGCAAGAAGAAGGAGAAACAGCUGAUGAGGGAAGCUGGAAUCCCCAUAAAAAAGGUGGAGCCCAAAAAGCCGUCGGGAUGUGAGCGGGCUCUGGCCUAUUUAACCAGCUGGUCUAAAAACCCAGAAGAAUGGAAGUUUCAGAAGACAAGACAGACAUGGCUUCUCCUGCACAUGUAUGAUAAAGAGAAGGUUCCAGACAAGUAUUUCACCAUUUUACUGGAUUAUCUGCAAGGGCUUCAGGGCAAUGCACGAGACAAAACUGUGCAGAAAGCUGAAGCUUUUAUGAAGGAAUUUGAUGGUUCUGAUGGAGAAGACCCAAACCUGCUGGGGAAGUGUGAGCGCAUCAGACAAGUUCUACAACUGCUGUCCUGAGAAUAUUUCUGUGUCAUAAUUGUUUUCUGGUGGAGGGAAGGAGAGGAUGUCACAUACAGAGGCUGUAAAGGAUUUGUAAAGAUAAUACUAAAUUUUAUACUCGUAAUCUUUUCGAAUUGAAAAUAUUUAUCAUGUUUUCAGGUGAUGAAAUAAAAAUAACAUAUAUAGCCCAUAGUCUUGCUAUUAAUCUUAUUGCACCUCUUUAGAAGAAUAAACCUCUCUCCCUCUCAUUAGUUUUUCUCCAUCUCCCCCUCUAGUUACUGUUAAAUAUGAGGAACGUUGCAGCUCUUAAUAAGAAGAGCAAAGGAACCAACAUAAAGCCUGGAGGGUCUUUUACAAUGGCAGCUUUUAAAAUGAGUGUACAGCACAGUGCAUGCUCAGCCAGCUGUAAUCUCUCACUUUCAGCUUCAGAAGGAUGUCACUUGGAUUUGGGAAAGAUCAUUUUCAGUCUGUUGAACACAGGUUGUAUAACACAAUUGCUUAUUAGUACUUCACACGGUGAUCUGGAGAUACCAUCAGCUUUGUUCGUUUUCUUUUUAUAUUUUAAAGUUUUCAAAUACAUUAGGGCAAUUGUUUAGAUACUCAGAUAAUGCACAGAUGGGAACAGAUCAAAUCCUUGACUAUAUGUGGUGAAAUCAUCACAUUGUAGCUAAACUUAGCCUACAAUCAGAAGUGCUGUGCUGUAUCCAGCCUGCCAAUAUUGCAUUUUCCUCUUCCUCCUGCA